Rhinichthys klamathensis goyatoka is the source of this 1842-nucleotide messenger RNA. RefSeq names its product E3 ubiquitin-protein ligase TRIM35-like. Bases 58 to 1467 code for a protein of 469 amino acids. The transcript is spliced from 6 exons. NCBI's taxonomy places the organism in Eukaryota, Metazoa, Chordata, Actinopteri, Cypriniformes, Leuciscidae. The record is from RefSeq and is a predicted model, not a curated record. Gene Ontology annotation, molecular function: zinc ion binding; protein binding.
AAAUUUCAGAAAGUGAAAGUAAAUUGUAGACCUUUGGAUCUUUUACAAGACGAGGAAAUGGAUUCAAAAUCUGUGGAAGAGCUUUAUUGUCCUGUUUGCUAUGAAAUCUUCAAGGUUCCUGUUUUUCUGUCCUGUAGUCACAGUUUCUGUAAAGAGUGUCUACAACAGUUCUGGAAAACUAAGAAAACUCAGGAGUGUCCUGUCUGCAGGAGAAGAUCCUCAAGAGAUGAUCCUCCAGUUAAUCUCACAUUAAAAAACUUGUGUGAGUCGUUCCUGGAGGAGAGAAAUGAGAAACGUUCAUCAGGAUCUGAGGAGAUCUGCAGUUUACACAGUGAGAAACUCAAACUCUUCUGUCUGGAGGACAAACAGCCUGUGUGUUUAAUGUGUAUUAAUUCACAAAAACACGACAAUCAUAAAUUCAGACUUAUCAGUGAAGUGGUUUCAUCAUAUAAGGAGGAGCUCAAUACAGCACUGAAGUCCUUACAACAGAAACUUCAACACAAUGAAAAAGAGAAAGGAGAGUUUGAGGAAACAGCUCAACACAUCAAUUCUCAAGCUGAGCACACAGAGCGUCAGAUUAAAGAAGAGUUUGAGAAGCUUCAUCAGUUUCUCAGAGACGAAGAAGAAGCUACAAUCACUGCACUGAGGGAGGAAGAGGAGCAGAAGAAGCAGAGGAUGAAGGAGAAGCUGGAGGAGAUGAACACACACAUCUCAGCUCUUUCAAACACACUCAGAGACAUGGAGGAGAUGAUGAAAGACAAUGACGUCUCGUUUCUAAAGAACUAUAAAGUCUCGAUGGAAAGAGUCCAGAUCUCACAGCCGGAUCCACGGAUGAGUUCUGGAGCUUUGAUUCAUGUGUCGCGUUAUCUGGGUAACCUGCCGUUCAGAGUCUGGAAGAAGAUGCUGGAAACUGUCCAACACACUCCGUUGACUCUGGAUCCAAACACAGCAGAUCCUCGUCUCACACUCUCUGCUGAUCUGACCAGUGUGUCGUUCAGUGAUGAAGAUAAAACACUUCCUGAUAAUCCAGAGAGGUUUGACUAUUAUCCAUGUGUCCUGGGAUCUGAGGGCUUUAACUCAGGAACACACUGCUGGGAUGUGGAGGUUGGAGACAAUACAGAGUGGACUCUUGGAAUAACCACAGCAUCAAACCAAAGGAAGGGAGAGGUUUUCUUUAAGUCUAAUGUCUGGUGUGUGUGGUACACAGACAGCAAAUACAUCUCACAAUCCCCAGAGCAACGCCUCACUUACUUUACUGUUAAACAGAAGCUUCAGCGUGUGAGAGUUCAGCUGGACUAUGACAGAGGAACAGUGUCAUUCUCUGAUCCUGUAACUAACACACAUUUACUCACAUUCAGGACAUCCUUCACAGAAACUGUCUUUCCAUUCUUAGGGAAUGUCUGCACAACUUCCCCUCUGAGGAUCUUACCAGUUAAACUGUUUAUUACAGCAGAAAAUCACAGUUAAAUCUGAUUCUGCUUCUAGAUUAAUACAGUUUAGCAAAUUAUGCUUCAUUAAUAACACUGUAAUAAAAGGGUCUCAUUGAUCAAUCACACUUAAAUGUAAAUUUUAGAGCCAAAUUAACCCUUGUGUUUCCUUAAGGACAUGUUUGUCUCUUUCAGUUUUUUUUAAAUAAUUUUUUUUCCUGUGUUAAUGCCAACUGCAUCAAUUUUGGCAUAAGUGUGUAUUUUUAUUUGAAUUUUCUUAUUUCCUUUCCACAUUGUACACAAAAUACUUACACAUAGGACCCAAAAAUGUCCCCAUUGAAACCCAUUAAAACUGACAAUUUAUUUUUAUCCCAGGACCGUUUAACUAUAAAAUGAUGCAGUCUUUGUUAAUAUA